CCAACUGCUGCGGUCCAGCGGAGAGGCGACGCCCGAUUUUCGCACCCCAGACAUUGUCGAGAUUUUGCGAGUGCAAUCCAAUCAUAGGUUCACGAAAUUAAAAAAAGAAUAUUAUUUACAUAUAUACUACUUUAAAUACAAAUAUUAUGUUCGAUUCUGUGACCCCACGCGAGUGUUGAUUUAUUUUUUGAGUGUUUAGUGCGGGAAUAGAGCACUUUUGUUGCUUUAUUUUGCUGGAGUUCGAAGUGUGUGUGCAAAUUCCGAAACAGAAAGUGCAGCUCAAAUAAAAAACACGUGCCAGUUUCUCGGUGACCAAGUCAAAGACUCCGAGGUAAUAGAACAAACGAUCCACAAUCACGAGUCAUUGUGUAAAGGCAGACUCUUCAGCGACUGUGAAGGAGAGUAAUUGAUAAUAUUGAAUUCUGGCAGGACAUCGCCAAGUGAAAUCCAUUAGUUAACUGGCAAUCACCUUUGAGUCGGAGAAAUAACUCGGUGGAUCCCACGUGACCGUUAAGAACCAUUUGUUAGGAUGUCAGCCCUAAUCUAAAACGAUAUGGAGACUGGUUGAAAGAGACGGGGAUACUGAAACAGAAAGAUACAGCAGCGCAGAAAACGACAGAAGAGCUACGGAAAGGGAAAAUGUGCAAGGGCAGCAGUUCGAAAUCGACAGCAGCGCUGGUAAACUUAUUAGCGAAAUGCGCGAAGGCUACAAAUGGUCAGGCAGCAGUCCUCGAAAAUGAAAAGGCAUCGGAAAAGUGGGGCAGUCUUGUGCCGCAAAAACAACGAGCUAAACGUCAAAACAACCAACACCCAAAGCUGCAGCAUCAACAUCAACAGCAGCGCCAGCAGCAGCAGCAACAUCAGGGGCAUAAUCAGCGCCAGCAACAAGGACGUCAAAUAGAGCAAAUGGCAAUGGUGACAAAUGAAGAGGCGGCGGCUGCCAAGAAGCACGAACAGAAGACCAAACCGACAGACUCCGAAUGCAAAGGCAAACACAAACACCGACGAAAUCGCAAUAAUGUUGCCGGCGUGCAGCAGCAUGUCCUGCGGUCGGAGCUGCUCCUGUUCGCCCUAUUCCCAGUUGUUCUGCUGUUGAUGCUGCUGCCGCCGGAUACCGCAGCCUCGAUAACACCUUCGGCCAGGAUCUCCAGUGCCAAAGGACCGGCACGUGAGCUCCUCUUCACGGAAAUGGGCGGAGGCGGAGGCGGAGGCGGAGGCGAAGGCUCCCCCAGCGGAGCUGCAGCUCCAGGGGACCGUGGUCUUGGUCUAGGACUCGAAGGCGGUGGCGGUGGCCCUGGCGGAGGAGCGGCUGGGAUCGAGUGUCCCAGCUUCGACAACACCGCCUGUCCCUGCUACAAGUUUGAGGAUGGACUAUUCCUUGAGUGCCCCGGCACGACGGCGGUAUCGCUGCGCUCGACCCUUGAGCGAAUAUCGGCUCCGAUCCACUCGCUGUCCAUCUACGACUUCGACCGCUCAGUGACGUCACUCUCGCAGGAUGUCUUCCUUCCCGGCGUCCAUAUUCGGCACCUGCAGUUCUCCCACUCGCACCUGGAGGCCCUCAAGGACAACAGUCUGCGCAACGUUCGCUCGAGCCUGGAGUCACUAAGCAUUGUUAAUGGAAAGUUAACACAGAUGCCAUCCCGCGCUUUGAGCUCGAUGCAGAAGUUGACGGCUCUUGAUUUUGACUACAACGAGAUCGUACGAGUCGAGGACUACAGCUUUUAUGGUCUGCGGCUCUCUAAACUAAACCUCAAGGGAAACAAGCUGCAGGGAAUGCCAGAGCACGCGUUCGCUGGACUGGAAGAGUGCAUGCAGGAGAUAGACGUCUCGGAGAACGGACUGCGCACCUUUCCGUUGAUGGCUCUCCGGAAGUUAGACCACUUACGCAUUUUGCGGCUCUCAAACAACCGGAUACCCACCUUCUACGGGGACAUUCAGUUGGCCACUAAUAAUGCCUCGGCGGCGUCGGCUGCCGCAGGUGCGUUUCAGCUGCCAUCCUUGAUUUUCCUUGACUUGAGCUCCAAUUUGUUUGCCGAAAUCGGAGAUGACUGCUUCAGGGCCUUUCCCCAGCUGAAAACCCUAUCCUUUUACGCCAACCAAAUAGAGUUGGUCCAACCGGAGGCUUUCAAGAGCCUUCGAGAGCUAAUGUCGCUGGACAUGUCCCACAACAGGAUUAUAUCACUCGAUCCCAAAGUUUUCGAGAGGAAUACGAGACUGCAAACAGUGGAUCUCAGCCACAAUCAUAUACACGCUAUUGGAGGGGUGUUUUCGGACUUACCCCAGUUGAGGGAGGUCUUUCUAAGUGAAAACAAUAUACUGGAGCUGCCGGCAGAUGCCUUUACAAACUCCACAAAUGUCGAUGUCAUUUACCUGGAGUCCAAUGCCAUUGGUCACAUAGACCCCAACGUCUUCAGCACUUUGGUUAAUCUAGAUCAUCUGUAUUUAAGGUCAAACUUUAUACCUCUCCUACCCGUUACUCUGUUCGACAAGAGCACUAAGCUCACAUCCUUAUCCCUGGAUAAUAAUGAAAUCCAGGAUCUGGAGAUAGGCAUGUUCAGGAAGUUGGAACACUUGCGGGAGGUGAGGCUGCACAACAAUCGCAUUCGUCGGGUGAGGAAGGGCGUGUUUGAACCUCUCCCUGCCCUUCAGGAACUGCACAUUCAAAAGAACAGCAUUGAAGAUAUAGAGCCGCAGGCUUUUCACACUCUGAAAAAUAUGCAGCAUAUUAAUCUGCAGGAUAAUCAACUAACUGUGCUGGAAGAUAUAUUUUCAGACGAUAACUCUUCCCUUCUCUCCGUGCAGCUGGAGGCCAAUUACCUACAUAAAGUUCAUCCCCACACAUUUAGUCGCCAGCAUAAAGUGCAAAUCAUGUGGCUAAAAGACAAUCAAUUGGCCCGAGUGGAAAGAUCCCUCUUUGCCGAUACUCCCCAAUUGGGCAGGCUGUAUCUGAGCGACAACAGAAUCAAAGAUAUAGAAAAAGAUACUUUUGCAAACCUGUUACUGUUGCAAUUCCUCGAUUUGAGUGGUAACCAAUUGAAGCAACUUAGAAGGGAUUUUUUCGCCCCCCUCCAGAGCCUUGAGGAACUAAGUCUAGCCGGAAAUCAAAUAGAGGCCAUUGAGGGGUAUGCCUUUGCCAAGCUGAAGAAUCUCAAAUUCUUGGACCUGUCUCACAAUCCGUUGGUGCAACUAACUCGCGAUGUUUUCCUGGAUGAAUUACCCUUGAAUUCUCUUAGUUUGGCCAAUUGCUCCCUGCGAAAACUAGAGCAACAUUCCUUUAAAUCACUUUCCAAUCUCAACGAAUUGAAUCUGGAAAGAAAUCAACUGAAUCCAGUGGAUAUUCAAAAGCUAGAUAUACCAAAUCUUAGGAGACUGCUGUUAAACCAUAACAACUUCAGUCACUUUGGAUCUGGUGGAAUAAUGGCGGGAAUGUUUGACAGACUGCGAUCCUUGCAGCACCUGUCAAUGUCAAAUUGUAGUUUGGGACAGAUACCUGAUUUACUAUUGGCCAAGAACACGAAUUUGGUAAGACUUGACCUGUGUGACAACAGACUCUCGCAGAUGAAUCGCAAUAUUUUUAGUGGUCUCAAUGUGUUUAAGGAAUUGAAGCUAUGUAAAAAUCAACUCUCCGAAUUCCCGCACAUUGCUCUAUAUAAUUUAAGUACCCUUGAAAGUCUGGACUUGGCCCGAAACCAGUUGGCCUCGAUAGAUUUCUUCAAGCUAAGUGGUACCCUCAAUCUCAGGCAACUUGUCCUGACGGAUAAUAAGAUCACCGCCUUAAGCGGCUUCAAUGCCGUUAACCUAACCCAAUUGGACAGUGUGGACUUAAGUGGUAACCUGCUGCUCUCUUUGCCAGCAAAUUUCCUGCGCCACUCGAUCAAUUUGCAAAAGGUGGACUUGUCCAGCAACCGAUUCUUGCAAAUACCCUCUUCAGCUUUGUCGGACGUUUCUAUACCACGGUUAUCUUGGUUAAACUUGACCGGCAAUCCUAUCAAUCGGAUUUACACUGUAAAAGAGGAGAGGUAUCCAUACCUCAAGGAGCUUUACAUCUGCCUAACGAACCUUUCCAUACUUACAUCUAAGGAUUUUGAGGCCUUUCAAGCUUUACAGCACCUUCAUUUGGUCAAUAAUAGAAUUACUAGAAUUUCCCCGGGUGCCUUUAAGACCCUCACCAACCUUCUUACCCUGGACCUAAGUAUUAAUGAGUUGGAAAUGCUGCCUAAAGAGCGAUUGCAAGGUCUUCGACUGCUACGUUUCCUCAACAUCUCGCAUAAUACCCUCAAGGAUCUUGAGGAAUUUAGUGUCGAUCUCUCGGAGAUGCAAACUCUGGACCUGAGCUUCAACCAGCUAGAUCGUAUUUCCAAGAAGACCUUUAGGAAUCUCCAUGGGCUGUUGGAACUUCUGCUCAUGGGUAAUCGGAUGACGGUUCUAUCGAACGAUGCCUUUCGAUUUUUAAGGAAACUGCAUGUGUUGGAUCUGCGCAAAAAUUACUUUGAGCUGGUACCAUUAGAUCCACUUAAACCACUGGAAACCAACCUAAGAACACUUAAACUAGAGGAGAAUCCACUGCAUUGCAGCUGCGACGCCCAGAAGCUGUGGGAAUGGCUGCGGGAUCAUCGCAAAUGGUCUCUUUCAACGGGCUCCGGCGCAGGAGGAGGAAUCGGUGCACUGAGUGGCACGCUGGGCGGCGAUUCCAUUAAUUACCUAAGGUGCGAACACCCAACAGACCUGCGGGGCAAAGUGUUCGGACGGAUGGAGCCGCAGCAGUUCUGCGACGCCCCGCUGAUACCCAAAAUGGCCAUCCAAGACAUCCAGCCCUACUCGGUGGUUGUGUCCUGGCAGAGUCGUGACCAUUUGGGCCUCAAUGGCUUCGAAAUUGUUUACCACGCCACCGGCGACGGCAUGGUUCCAGACCGUGAGCGGAACAGUCACAGGGACAGGGAAAGGGGUCACGAAUCCGACAAGCAGAGGAACCGGGAACGAGAACGCGAGGGAGAGCGGUUUCCGGUCGCCACGGAUGAGAUCCACGGCAAGCGGCUAAAUGGAACGGCCAGCUCGACCAAGUUAACCAAGCUAAGUCCGAAUACGCGCUAUCACAUCUGCGUCAUCGGCAGCGGUAAUUGGCUUUCGGAGCCACUGGCGAACGCUCUGCAGCGACUCCAUGCAAACGACUCCCUGCGCGAGGAGGAGGCAGUGAUGAUGACGGCACCCUUACCAGAGUCCUUUUCGCCAUAUCAGCACCAGCAUCAGCGCAACCGAAGCCCUCACACCAAUGGAGCCAUGAUUCAGGACCAGAACCAGAAUCAGGACCAGGACCUGGACAACGCGAUCAUCCUAGACCACGCCCUGAUGGAGGUGCUCAAGAACUCGCAUAUCUCUGCCUGCACGGAUGUGCAGACACUGGACUCCACGCCCAGCUUGGUCACCGACGAAAACGGACUUUCCAGCAAUGGCUUUAUACACUCCAUUCUGACCAGAAGAUUAGGUCUCAUUGUGGGCUGCUGUUUGGGUAUAAUAGUGUUCAUUGUUAUGAUAUCGGUUUUGAGCUACGUCAAGCUAAAGAAGCAGCGCAUCGAGAACGCCAAGCGGCAGGCCGCCCUGCCGCCGGAGUACAUAUCCUACAGGCACUUCUCUAUUCCCAAUGAGGAGCUGACCAGGACUGCCGCCAACGCGGGAGCUGCAGCGGCUGCGGCGGCCGCGGCGGUUGCUGCGAAAAAUUCAAGUAGCUCGGCCGACGCUGGCAGCUCGCCGCACAUGACUAGUGUGCCCAGCGGCAUUAGUGCGCACAUUAGUGGAACCAGCCUAAGCACAGGUGGCACGGGCACCGGCACCACCACCACAACGGCCACCACGCCCGUAGGUGGCGUGCCUAUAAUGGGCGUGCAGCUGGGCAAAGCGGGCAGUCCCCUUGUAGGCGUGGGCUUGGUAGUGGCCGACUCCCCCGUGGACGGCGUCCACGCCCACAACCACGCCCAUGUCCAUGCCCACCGGCAGAACAACGGUUACAUGGCUGCGGGGAUUGUGCUCAAUACAAACCACCUGAGCGUGUGUUAGUCGCCAAAAGGAUCAAGGUACCGGGUUAGAGGGUGUUGAAAUUCUGCAAAAUAUUUUGGUAGUCCAGUAAAACAUACAUUUCAAUAAUUUCCGCAUUCAGCCUCGCCGCUUAUCUAAUUUUAAAAAUAAGUUCAUAUUUUAAUCAUAGUUGGUGGUCAGCAUCUAUGGUAAUAUAAUACAUUAUUCUUGUAAUACGUAAUAAUUUCAGUUAAAAAGACCCAGGAAUACACAUAUUUUGAUGCCGAGCAAAAAAUCACUUAUUUAAAAUGUAUUAAUCUGCAAGAGUGAAGUGUAUGUUUUAUUGUUAUUAGUAUUUUAUUUCAAUCAGCUGACAUGAAUACAAUUUGUGGUGCCAUUUUUUGAAACUUAUAAAAUAAAAUUGAACUACGUUAAGCACUUAAUCGGAAAUCAUUAUUGAAAAUGUAUUUGCCUUUCCCAACUACGGUGCUUUUGUCAAAAAAUAAUUGCUAACUCUUUCGAGAACAAAUUUGUUUUAAAAGGAUGUACCGCAUGCUUAGGUUCUAUUUUGGCAUUUAACAAUAAAAUCCGUAUAAAAAAUUAAAUGGGUGGCGAUUUAUUGAAACUCAAGUAAAUUAAGUGCAUUCAUUCACUUCAGCACCCCCUUCAAAUCUAAUCCGCAAUCCAAAAAAAGAAAAGAAACAUGCAAAAUAUCUCAUAUUUCAUACUUCAAAAGGUGUCAAAAAAUGUUACCAAUCAGAGCGAAUGCAAAAGCAUUUUUAGUGUUAUGCAAUGCCCAAAAUGCAUUUAAUUUACGAUAAAAAACGAAAAUCCGAAAAAUAACGAUACAAAUAAAAAGAGAAAAUCUAGGUUAGUGAUAAUCACGAUGAUGCGAUGCGUUCAACGUUCGUUUAGUUAUGACAAUUGAAGUAGAACUCUAUGCAAAAAUCGGACGGCAUCGCGAAAUUUUCAAUGUAAAUAAAGUGGAAUCAAAGCGAAAUCUCAGCCGUAAAUGUUGCAUCUAAAUCAAAUUAAGCUCCAUAUGAAGCUAUAUUUAAGAACUACACAUACAUGGCCAUAUAUAUAAAUAAAUAUAUAUACCUAAAAUGGGAAGCACACACAUAGACAAUUUUUUUUGCGCUAGACCUAGGAAUAGAUAAGGUAUGAGUGGAUUUAUUUUUUUUUUUUAGACCGAACGCAAAGAAAUCAAGAAUAAACUAGUUAUGUAACGCUAUAUGAAAGCGGCGAAAUAUGUAACCAAAAUUUACUAACUAUUAUAUAAAGAUAAACAAUAAAAGAGACUAGUUUAAGUGCAGACCCCCGAAGAAUGCAUAAUUGUUAGAAGAACUCAAAGAGUUUCAUAUACAUAUAUUAUAGAAGCAUUUUUUUCUCAUAGUUAACUAUAUCGUUUUUCUAUUUUUCGAUUUGAAAACAAAUUAAGCUUUAUUGGAGGAAUGGAAAUACACGUAUUAAUUUAGUUUCACAAAUAUGCAUUACGAAAAAAUAAUAUAAUGGCUAAGAAAUUUCUAGAAAACUAAGCGAACGAUUUAAAUGAAACCAAAUCAAAACCCCUCACAAACAACAACACAUUCACACAUAAGAACUCUCAGCCAAGGCGACGAGUUUUUAGAAGAUUUCUAACCUUCCCGCCCCUUGUUUUUCCUGCGUACGUCACUGUGUUUCAGUGCUUCUCACAUAUUUUAAUAUUGUUAUUUGCAAAACACAACAACUAUAGUAUGCAUGCAGGCAAACUUAAGAAAGAAACAAUACCAAUGGCCAGAGGAAUAAGAACGGAUAAUGCAAAUCAAAAUCAAAAAUCUAACUUAAGACGACAUGAAAUAAACAAAAAACAAGGCAAAGAAAAGUCAGUAUAAAAUUAAACAAAGCUUUGUUAUGCUAUACAAAAAAGGUAACAAAUAAUGAUGGAUGCGCUGCCAUGCCAAAACACUUUUCUUUAAUUCUAGUUAAAUUGUAGGGCAUAAAGAGCAAAACACAAAAUACACAUACCUACACAACGCAGAGGUAAAAAUUGAACAAACAUACAAGAAAUGUAAUAAAUUUAAACCAAAAUAUUGUAUGACAAGCAACACAAAGUAAAAUAUUAAUAAAUGAAG
This is a messenger RNA of Drosophila subpulchrella, 8123 nucleotides long. Its product is annotated as chaoptin. The transcript is spliced from 11 exons. The coding region runs from base 640 to 6051 and encodes 1803 amino acids. Lineage: Eukaryota; Metazoa; Arthropoda; Insecta; Diptera; Drosophilidae. Gene Ontology annotation, molecular function: protein binding. The record is from RefSeq and is a predicted model, not a curated record.